AUGGGCGACGAACGCGAUCCGCCGGCCGCCGAUGGACAGCCGCCGCUUGGGCACGUUCGCAUGGCAUCGGAGGUGGAUGGAACGCUUGGCGCCGAUGCGAUCUUGUCGGCCAAGGUGACCCAGGUGUCAGAAGAGACAACGGCUACGACGCCAGAGCCCGUGGCCCACGCCAGCGACGACGACGACGAUGACGACACGGACUUUGCCAAGUGGAACCGGGACGAGAUCCAGAUGGAACUGGCCGACUUGGACGAGUCUGGCGAGCGCAUCGAGCGCGUGGCCAACCUCUUCUUGAUGUACAACCAGACGGACCAGGACCACGUCUCGGCGCUCUGUGCAACGUGGCUGCGCGAGAUGAAGGCGGCCGACACGCAUGACCGCAUCCCGUUCUUGUACGUCGCGAACCACGUCAUUUUCAAGACCAAGACCAGCAAGUCGAGCCCGUCCACGCUCUUUGCCGAGACCUUUCGCCCGCUCUUGCCCGAAGCCGUCUCGCUCGUGUGCACGUCGCCCGCCGACCGGGACACGGUUGUGCGCAUUCUCAAGCUCUGGGCCGAGCAGCAACUGUACCCGAUGGACGACAUUCGCGGGCUCUGGAAAGAGACGGGCGAGCCGCUCCCGCCGUCGUGGUCGGAGACCCACGCCGCGACGCCGACGACCGCGUCUGCGAUGGACAACAUGUUUGCGACCAUGGACGUCGAGCCAGAUCUGCCCAUGGGGCUCAAGGCACGCGCGGCGCACCCGCUCGUCGAUCUCUUGAAGCGCAUCGACCACGCCAAGCACAUUGUGCAUCACCUUGAACCCAAGAUCCAAGCCAACCACCAAUAUGUGCUCCAAUCCGCGUCCUCGAACGGCAAGGUGGAAGCCUGCAUGCAGAUGAUUGUCAUCCGCAACAAGUACGUCAAGGAGCUCCUCGACCUCCAGAAACUCGUGCAUGUUACCGCGGGCAAGUUGCUCGAGGACCAGGUUCCUGCGACGCGAGUGCGCGCCACGUCGAUCUCAUGA
Messenger RNA from Saprolegnia parasitica CBS 223.65, 1005 nucleotides. RefSeq lists its product as hypothetical. Bases 1 to 1005 code for a protein of 334 amino acids. The record is from RefSeq and is a predicted model, not a curated record. The transcript has 3 exons. NCBI's taxonomy places the organism in Eukaryota, Oomycota, Saprolegniomycetes, Saprolegniales, Saprolegniaceae.